Rhodotorula graminis WP1 is the source of this 2656-nucleotide messenger RNA. RefSeq lists its product as uncharacterized. The transcript has 12 exons. NCBI's taxonomy places the organism in Eukaryota, Fungi, Basidiomycota, Microbotryomycetes, Sporidiobolales, Sporidiobolaceae. The record is from RefSeq and is a predicted model, not a curated record. Bases 137 to 2656 code for a protein of 839 amino acids.
GUUGCCAGCACUCGAAGCAGGCCAUCUACAGCACACACCCACCCCUCUCGGCUCGCCACCCAACUCGCUCCCAGCACCCACCGCCUCAUCGCUCCUCGUCCUUCCCCCGCUCCAACCUCGCCGUCACAAACUCGACAUGGCUGCCUCUAGCCGCUCCAUCUGGAGCGGGAACCUCCCCGUCUUCUUUGUACUCGUCUGCCUCCUCUGCAUCGUCCCUUCGGCCCACGCGUUCGGCGCAGGCAACAUCCCGUCCUACUCGUUCCUCGAGGGCAAGGCCUUCCGCCAUGGCGACAUCGAGGACGCGCUCGCAGAGCUCAUCAAGAAGUCGGGCGGCAUCCUCGGGCGCGGGUCCAAGUUCGGCGGCCUCGACAUCAAGCGCGUCUACUUCGGCAACUGGCUCCGCGACUACUCGCAGGCGAUGGACAUCGCGGGCCUGACCAAGUUGGCCAAGCAGACCAUCCUGAACCUCGUCAUGGCACUCGGCUUCCUCGCCCACGGCUACGCGACCGGCGAGUUCGAGGUGACCGACGAGCGCCUCGGCGUCUACCUCUGCACCGAGCACAUCGACAACCCCAAGGGCUACGCCGCCGAUCAACCCGGCGGUGACGCACGCCGCGUCGACCCUCGCCUCCGUGGACCCGUCAUGGACGUCGAGCUUCAAGUCGACCCGCGCACGGGCAUGAAGAACUACAUCGCCAACGAGAACGGCAACUGGGACACGUCGUCGCGCCUGGUUCGCGAGCGCAUCGUCCAGUGCAUCGACAUGGGUCGUCGGGCGCGCAACGGCGGCGGCGAGACGGCCGUCUACGAGGCGUACCGCCUCCUCGGCACCCUGCUCCACACGCUCGAGGACUUUACCGCCCACUCGAACUGGUGCGAGUUGAGCCUCCUGCGCCUCGGCUACUCGCACGUGUUUCCGCACGUCGGCGACGGCGUUCGCGUCCAGAGCCCGGCCGGCCCGUGCCCGCCGCUCGUCACCGGCACGUUCGGCGGCAGCGACUUUAUCCACUCGCUCCUCGGCGAGGCGACCGACCACAUCUCGGAGGCGAGCGUCUCGGACCUCGCCAAGGCCAUGGACGGCGCGCGCUCGACCGACCGCGGCAUCGGCGGCUCCUCGACGUCCGACACGCUCCGCAAGCUCCUGUUCGACCUGCCCGGCUCGAGCGGCUCGGACCUCUCGCGCGAGAUGGGCGACAUCGAGGACAUCCGGUCGAGGGCGGCCAACGGCUCGUUGAGCGAGUUGAGCCCGCAGGAGCUUCACGCGACCCUGUGGAAGGUCCUCACUUUCCGCGACAAUGUCGUCAAGGGCAUCGAGAACACGAUCGAGAAGAUCCCGGGCCUGAGCGCGCUCACCGAGAAGAUCACCAACAGCGUCAACGCGUUCGUCUUCACGACCAUCGAGCCGAUGAUCAAGCCUAUCAUGGGCCAGGCCACCCAGGUCCUCACGCAGGGCUCGGCCGCCGUCAUCGACAACCCUGAGCAGUACGAGGUCUUCUCCAACCCGCACGCGAGCGACCCGAGCCACUCGUUCCUCAGCAAGGACCACUUCGCCCUCCUCCUCAACGAGCCCGCCGGCCAGGUCGCCGUCGUCAUCCUGUCGUACACGGUCAAGCUCAUCGUCAAGGCGUGGGAGGACAACUCGCAGAACCCGCAGGACAUCGCGCACAAGGUCCUCGCCGCGUUUCACCACCCGUACUUCUACGACGACUCGCAGGAGAUCCAGCGCCUCAUGGGCGAGACGCUCAAGAAGUGGAUCGAUGGCCAGAGCGCCGAGGACAAGCGCUUCAUCCUUGCCGGCCUCACCAAGGACGCCGUCAAGUCGCACAAGAACCGGCGCAAGGGCCACGAGGCCGACCAAGAAGGACACGGCGCUCACGGCUCCUACAACUCGGUCCUCAUGCCGCAAGGCGUCGGCGCGUUCGCCCAGCAGCACGUCCCGGGCGCGCAGGGCGCGAUGAACACGUUCAACCAGGCCCAGCACAAGAUCAACCACGUCAGCAACCAGUUCAACCAGGCGACGAGCGGCGUCUGGGGCGGCGGCGGCGGCCAGCACGGCGGCAGGCGUGACUACGACGAUGGGCAAAGCGGCGGUUUCCAGGAGCCGCAGAGCGGGUACAUGCCUCCGAUGGGAGCCCCGCCCCAGGCCGUUCACGGCGGCGCGCCGCAGUUCAACGAGUUCAACCAGCCCCACACGUCGAGCGGCUACCCCGGCGCACCUCCUCCUCAGCCUCAGCACUCCUACGGCGGCAGCGCCCCCUCGUUCGGCGGCGGUGGGCCCUCGUACGGCGACGACGGCGGCUACGGCGGCGGCGCACCGGGCUUCGGCGGCCAGCAGCACCACCACCAGCAGGGUCCGCCGCCUCCUCAGUUCGGCGGCGGCGGCGGCGGCGGCGGGUACGGCGGUCCGCCGCAGGGAGGGUACGACGGCGGGUACGGUGGGCAGCCGCAGUUUGGCGGCGGCGGCGGUGGCGGGCCGCAGCAGCACUUCGGCGGGCAGCCGCAGUUCGGCGGAGGAGGACCGCCGCCGCCGCCGCAGGGCGACUUUUAUGGCCAGCCGCAGCACCAGCAGGGCGGGCAGCACGGCCAUCACGGCGGGCAGGGUGGGUACAACGCCGGCUACCCUGGCGGCAACGGCGGCGGCGGCGGGUACUAUUGA